Molecule: messenger RNA, 1513 nt
Organism: Lolium rigidum
Lineage: Eukaryota; Viridiplantae; Streptophyta; Magnoliopsida; Poales; Poaceae
Product: CREB-regulated transcription coactivator 1-like
Exons: 3
Coding region: 1-630 (209 amino acids)
Source: RefSeq, a predicted model, not a curated record
AUGGUUCCCGGCGGCCGGCUGCGCCCCGCAGGCCCCUGCAUCGAGCGGAUCUCCGUGGCGCCUUGCCGUUUCUCUCAGCGCCCACCUCCUGCGCCAUCCCCUCCUCCCUCUCCUCCGCGCCUUCAUCCCUCGACCUGCCACUCAUCCCGGCCCAGUCCGGUUGCCGGCGGCGCCCCGUUCCUGCGGCAGCAGUCUGUUCGUUCUCUCAGCGCCCUGCCGUUUCUCUUAACGCCCACCUCCUGCGCCAUCCCCUCCUCCCUCUUCUCCGCGUCUCCAUCCCCUCAACCUGCCACUCAUCCCUGCCCAGUCCGGUUAACGGCGGCGCCGCGUUCCUGCGGCAGGAGUCGGUCCCAAGGGCGACGGAACAUCGCCGUGGAAGAAGAGCUGACUCCCGAGCUAGAUUUACCUGCGAAAUCAAAGGCACCGUCAUCAAUCGAUGACCUUGUUCAUGGCCAGCAAGGGAACAACGCGGGGAGUUUUCAGGACGCGUCCUCUGGAAGGGGUUUCCCAAUGCUGCCCUGCCCACGGUGUGGUGCUUCUCCAUUGACAUGGGGAGUGUGCGAGAACGUCAAGAACGCUGGGAAGGAGUUCUUCAAGUGCUGCAGGAACUUAUUCUUGUUCCUUUUUUAGUCGUGACUUCUGAACUCUGCAUAGUCACGUUAGUUGGAAAUUUUAUUGUUCAUAGCAGUUUUACACCGUUUAUUAGCUGGAGUAGGGUCCUACGUGUCGCCGAGUAUGUUGUUAGGAAGAAGUGUUUCAGGUUCAUCAACAACAUGAUUUCAAUCUGGAUUCUAAAAGCACUCAAACAGAUGGUGUAUGAUAAAUCAAAAUAUACGAUGGAAACGCACCAUGUUUAUAGUUGGCGUAUGUAUUUCAUCUAAAAACAGCAUGUACGGACCGUUUUGGGAUUCAUUUUCUAUCUAAUUGUACACCCGACAUUGUCAAGUAAAUUAUUCAGCACCGGCAUUUAAUCAAGCCUGCAUAGUUUUUGUGAUCAAGUGUUAGUAUCAGUCAAGCGAAUCGAUAGGUGCAAACACAUUACCUGAACAGCGCCCUCCCUUAUUGAGGUAUUUAUAGCACCAUCCAAUAUAUACAUUGACUUCUGCAUUUUUUAAAUGUGAAAUCAGUAUACUGUAAAGGUUUAGGUAUUAUCAUGUGAAAUUGUCCUGGCAUUUUUUCAUUUCUCUGCAGGAAUUUUCACCAUGCAGGUUCUUCAUAUGGAAGGAGACAUAUAUUGAGGACCUGAGGUCAUCGGGGAUAAUGGCAGCAGAUCCAUCUGGUGUUUUUGAAGGCCAGAUUGAGUCUGUACCUGCUGUGGCGUUACCAUCAUCAGACAGCAGAUCAAUCUGGCGUUUUUUUCACUUUGCAGGGAAAAGUUUUUUAGUUUGGGUAAUGUAGUUUAUAAUAAGGCAACAGGAUUGGUGCAUUUUAGCUUGUGAGUCUUUGCUGUCAGUUUGUUCUUUAAACAUCUAUCAGUGUCAUGCAUCACUAAUGUUAAUGACGUCCUUCUGAA